UCUGGGCCUUUUUUCUUUCUUUUUACUUCUGUGGUGGCUGUGCCACAAAAGCUGUGACAUGAGGCUCACAUAGACCUUAAAACCACAAUGUUCCUCUGUUGACACUGAGAAAACACGUUCAGCGCACUGAAAAUCCUGUUUUGAAGCCAGUUCUCAUGGUGGGACGAGGCCACCAAGGUGAUUUCCCAGCUCUCAGCCACCUCUGGAUGACAACAAACACCAAAAAGGUCACUUUUUAAGUGGCAACCUGCAAAUCCCACACAGCAAUGACUCUACACACCUCUCUUUUUGUUUUAUUUUGUUUUCCUGGCAGCAAAAUGUCACUUCUCCCUGAUUCACUCAGCAGAAAACACCUAAACAAUGAGUUCACGAAUCCAAAUAAAUCAGAGCUAUUUCCCCCCAAGGAAAGAGGGAAAUCGACUCUUGAGAUUGGAUUGUGAGGCUCACAAUGUUUGCCGUUCCCCCUGAAGCCCUGCUGCCCUGGAAACGUGCCUUUGUGGGGUUUGUGCUCGUCAUAGCCCCCCGACACCGUGAUUUCUGGGCUUCGCCUGCCCUUCGGGGUGUGGAUGCAGAGAGUUUAUCCCACAGAUAAUUGUGGUCACCCCUAAAGCUCAACCCCAACCCCGAGGAGAACCCAGCUCCCCUCGCACGCCGCCGCCACAUCCGUGCACGAGCGGUGGGUGAUCCGGAUGCGCCCGCGGUGAGCCAUGCAUCGCAGGUCGUUUCCUAGCAAGCACAUGUAGCCUCCGAAAGAGAAACUGUGAACCACUGCAUGAGUAAACACCACACAGAACUUUUUUUUUUUUUUCCGUCCAGCCCCAUGAGCGGUGAUUUUUAAACACGUGGAGAUGGCUGUAAAAGGGCUGGUGAGCCUCUCGGUAAAACUAAGCACUUUUACAUACCUCCCUGGGCACAAGGGUGCAGUGCUCAACAACAAAACAAGAUUUUUUUUCGUAUUUUUGGUAUUGGUGCACCUCUAGUGUGAGUGACUUUCUGGAUGGAGUGGUGUGCCAGGAGCACAGUCCCACAAAUACCCCCCCCGCCAUGGUCAGAAAAGCCACGUCCCCACGGGAACCUCUUUGCAGCUGCACACCCUGCGGAUGCCUGCAGCCCUCAGACUUCACCCCACAGGCAAGCAAUAACAAAGUAUGGAUCAAAACUGCUCAGAGGAGGAUUUCUGUCUGUGUCUGGGGGAAGGAUGUAAGAUGGGCAGCAGCGCCCCCGGCCAGCUGCUGCAGCACCCGAUGGCGGCCCAGGCUCCGCUUUCGAGCAACUCCAACAGCACCCUGUGCCCCAUCAACACCGCCUUCGCCCAUCACUUCUUGCCCAGCGUCUACCUGGUGGUGAUCCCGCUGGGGCUGGUGGGGAACGUGCUGGGGCUGUGGCACCUGCGGGCCGCCCCCCGCGGACCCCUCAGCCUGCUGGUGGGCAACCUGGGCCUGGCCGACCUGCUGUACGUGGGCACGCUGCCCUUCCUCGUCGGCUACUACCUGCGGGGCAGGGCCUGGCCCUUCGGCAGGGCCUGGUGCCGGCUGACGCGGAGCCUCUUCCACCUCAACCUCUACGCCAGCAUCGGCUUCCUCACCUGCAUCAGCCUCCACCGCUACCUGGGCAUCGUGCACCCGCUGCGGGCGCGGGGUAGGUGCCAGGAGCUCUUCUCCUCCGGGUGGCUCAGCGCCGCAGUCUGGGGGUGGGUGGUGGCGCAGGUGGCCCCCGACCUGGCCUUCAGCAAGAUGAACCCCAAUGGGACGCAGUGCCACGACACCACGGAGCAGGACAACCUGGGCAGUUACCUGGCGUACACCGCAGCCGUCACCGCCACCGGCUUCGUCGUGCCCUUCCUCAUCAUCAUCGGCUGCUACUGCCACGUGGUGGUGGUGCUCUGCAGGAACGACACCAUGGACCCCGGCCUCAGGAGAAGGAGCAUCAGACUGGUGGUUCUCGUGAUGGUGCUCUUCUCUGUCUGCUUCCUCCCCUACCACGUCUUCAGGAACCUCAACUUGCUGUCCCGGCGCUGGCAACAGCAAGGGUCCUGCACGCAGGCUUCAAGGGACAUCUACGUCUCCUACCAGGUGACCAGGGGCCUGGCCAGCUUCAACAGUGCCCUCAACCCCCUGCUCUACGUAAUGACCAGCAAGGACUGCACCUCACGUGUGAGAACCAUCUACCGAAGGGCCAAGAAGUCCCUGGAGUCUGUCUUCACAAGGGAAAGCUCUCGCCAAGCGCUUGAGACGAGGACAAGCAACAUCUCCGGUGAGCAGGAGGCUUCUGAUGAGCUCUGAGGCACCCAGCACAACUCCUUCCCCAAAAGACGUGCUGCAUUGGCUUGUGCUUGGCUCCUUCUUGGUAUCAGCCCCUUGUCCCCACCACCACACCUGACCCUGGUGCCAGGGACAGACAGGACCACAGGCAUCAGACACCGAAGCGGGGUCAGGUUUUAGAGCAAAGCUACCAAACCCAACCGCUUUGCCUACAACAUGCCAGGAGAUGGAACAAAAUAGAUGCUGCCUUCACCCCAUUCCUGAAAUAUUUCUCAGCCCUGCCUCCAAUGCAGCAGUCUGAGGGGGGUUAACAGCCCUUGGCUGCAUUUUGGGCUUCUCGACGAGCGAGGGACGGGGACGAGCGAUGCUUGGCCCCACAGCACCCUCAAGCUGCCAGACUUCUUUGGGGGACAUGGACUGGAGGUGGGCUCCGGAGAGGGCAGUGGUAAUCGGACUACUAUUGCAGGGCUGCUGAGAGAGGAAGUGCUUUGGAAAAGGAAAUAUUCAUAAAAAUAACUCAGUUUAAACGUAUGACUAAACCAUGCCAGCUGCUGGGCUAGAUGUUCUGGGCGAUUGAGCUGCUUCAGGAUCUGUUAUCCUCCGCUGCCCACCUUCUUCACAGACAAAAAAAAAAAAAAAGUAUUUCAGCAUUACUCACUCUCUUCUGGAACACCUCAUAGCAGGCGACAACAAAUUGGCAUUUAAAAGUUUCCGAAGUUUUUUUUUUUUUUUUUAAAUCCUUAUUGUUCUUUACAAGGCAAAUGACAGCAGCAGCCCGAACCCGGGGCUCGGCAGGCAGCUCCCCGCAGAGCCCCGCAGGUGGGUGGCUGCAGCUCGCUCUCCCAUCCAGCCCCACGAGGAUGUUCAAAAUUAGACGUGUCUGGUGCAAAUUAGACGUGCAAAUGCCAUCUGAAGACAGGCUUGAAGACUUCUGGAGGUAAGGGUGGCUGGGGAGGGCAGGAUGUGCACCAGUGCCUGGGGGGUGGCCGUGGGGCUCUGCUGCAGAGGCUCCUGAGCAGCUCUCCUGCUCUCCGUGUUCCCCACCACAAGCAGCUGGAAUGUUUCAGUCCUUGUGAAAUGGAGACUGCCUUCAGUCCUGCAAAGUGCUUUGCAGCAGCAGCUUUUGCACCCCUGCUGAAGGAGGGGGGCUGUGAGUUAGAAGCACCCUGUGCUGGGAAAGCACCAGCCCAGGGGCACUGCGUGUCGGAGCAAAGUCUUACCGGCAGCUGCUCACAGCCCCACCUCGCUGCUCUGCAGGAAGCCGUGGCUGGCCUUCAGGCAGAGCUAACACGCCUAAUGUGCAAAUAAACACUUCUUGCUUUCA
Molecule: messenger RNA, 3585 nt
Organism: Anas platyrhynchos (mallard)
Lineage: Eukaryota; Metazoa; Chordata; Aves; Anseriformes; Anatidae
Source: RefSeq, a predicted model, not a curated record